AUGAAUUACAUCAGAAUUGAACAGCAGCUUUCGAUAAACGUUUUGGAAAUUUUACUCGAAUUCCGAGGUUUUAAGUGCCAUCUUACGGCGUUACACUCAAUCGAGGAAACGCGUGACGACAGAAAAAAAUGGCCGGUCAACCGAUCGCCGAAUAGCUAUCUCCUCAAUUUAUUAUUUAUCUCUCAGCCCUGACGUCCGCCCUUUGGGUUGAUGAUGGGCAACAACCCGUUUCCUGCAACCUUAUCUCAUUAUGCAUCUGAAACAUUUUCUUGCAUACCUUCUUUGCGCCCUUCUUCUACUUAAUAUAUAUUGUUUGAAGAGCACGACGAAACUUCUUUUGGCCUUUUGCAACGUGGGACAUAUAGCAAAGUGAAUCUUUGUCGAACAGAUGAUAUCGCAUAUUUAGAACAUUAGUCGCCUCAAUACCAACAAUCCAAUAGCAUACCAGAUUAGAUUUUGCCUAGCGGCAAACACUUCAACCAUGUUGAAUUCAAAUAGCAAUCUUUUUUGGUUUUUACACACCGUAAACUAUUUAAAGUAUUCAGUUCGCCAAAUAAAAAUAAAUACAAAUACAUAAUAACGUGCAUGCAAGUAAUAACUAUGGGAAUUUUGACAAGGAAACGACGGAGGUGGGGAUUCGAAGGCUUCUAUCCCUUCCUUCUUUUUUCAGAGUGUUCUACGGCGAAAGAACAUGUCAAAGCUUUUCUUGCCAUGCCCAUGUGCUGCAAACGGAUUAGAACGUCGGCCAGUCUAAACUUUACGGGACACGAAGGCUCUUCUUUUGUUGAUAAGCUCUCGCAAGAAAAAGAAUAUUCGACAUGAUGAAGUGCAUUUGCACGAUUCAUACUCAACAUUUAGUCGACUGGAAAUAUUCGCAGUUUCAUUUGAAUGGAUCGAUCACAGGAAAAGAAGCUUGUCACUACCUUAUUUCUCAACGUAGUCAACUGUUUUGCAACCCCAUAAAUCAGCACCAACAGAAAAUUGGCAUUCUCUGCCAUGUUGAACAACAAAAUGGACUUUUCAAAGAACUAAUUCAACUUGAUCUGAUAUCCCCGGCGUCCAAAAUAUUCACUCGGGUGGCUUCUCUCGAAGACAUUAGAUUUUCAGUUGCGUACACACUCUCUGUUCGACUCGCUGUAGCUUGGAAUCCUGUCGGGAAAUGGUUUAUUCAUCGAGAGCAGCAAAAUUUUUUGGAUGUGGAAGACACAAGUGAGACGUUUCAGGCAGUCCAAUUUGAAAUACGCUUAUCAGGAUUCCUUAUUGAAGUGUGGGUCCGCGGUGGAGAACUGAAGCUGUAUCCGAUUUCACCCCACAAUUUAGUUAUGAACUUGGAGGAUCUCAUCCGUUUCAGAGAAGAUUCAAAUGCAAUCGUUAACUUUGAACCUAACCCUGAUCACCGCUUCUUCUACUUGCCAAAGGUUAGAGUCGGCACCUUAAUUUCAGUCAGUCGAAACCUGCCUGAAUCUUCUCCGUUUCGUAAUUACGCUGACCUGUGCAACUAUUGGCAGCAACAGUACGGGUACAACUUGCCAGAGGAGUCGACUGGAAUGGUAUACUUUAACGUGGCAUUUACAAACGUAGGACCGUCACGUAUCAUUUACACGUAUCCAUCUUGCUGCGUUUUUCUUGAGCCACCACUAUCAGUCCCGAUAUCCAAUAAGAAAUCACUUUCCAUCAUUCGGCAAUUUUGGAAUUUUUUGGAACCGCUUCUCGCUUGUUUUCCCGGACAAAUGAUGGUGCAGCCUUGGUUGACUAAUCCAUUUGUGAGAAUCCCGCUACAAGAAAAAUGCGCCGAAGACCUUAAACAGGAUGUCAAAAUGAAAGCUCUCAUUGGAUGUGAAGAACAGAUCGAAGGUACUUCAAAGUAUUUUCCACAGGCACCUAUUGAGAGUUUCACAAGAAAGCAAGAAAACAAGCCGUCCAACCCGAAAAAGACCCAAUUCAAAAAGAAAACAUCCGACUCCCCACGAAUGACCAACAGUACAAUCACACAAUACUUUUCUAAGCAAAAUCCGAACGUCAAGAUCCGCCGCACUGCCACCAAAGUCACGUUUAAACCGAUGUGAUCGCGUUAAGAGAAUAAGGAGGUUCAUUAAGAAGCCUGAAAGUCAUUAUAUCGUAUAACCGGCCUUUAAUUGUUACAUGGUACCAUGUAGUAUCACCCUGGAGUUAUUUAAGGGGUAUUAACGC
Daphnia pulex (common water flea) is the source of this 2190-nucleotide messenger RNA. RefSeq lists its product as uncharacterized. The coding region runs from base 819 to 2066 and encodes 415 amino acids. The record is from RefSeq and is a predicted model, not a curated record. The transcript has 5 exons. Lineage: Eukaryota; Metazoa; Arthropoda; Branchiopoda; Diplostraca; Daphniidae.